AGCGGGAAGCCCCCGUCAUAUAUUCAAUUCCAUGGUUGUUUACGCGCCCGCAUCACCAAGGGGGCCCGUACUACGCGGCCAGCGGCCAACGAUCCAUGCCAUGGCCUAAUCCAUCGUGUUGUCGAUGGCAAGUUGAUGGAUUCAUGGGAAUAGGGUGAUCCAAUGGCUCGGGUGAGCUCCUCGAAAGACCCAGUUUCUAUCUCAGCCUUCAAUGGUAUAUCAACUCGAGGUUGCCUUGCUCUGUCGGUCUGUUCUCUCUUGUUGUUUUAUCCCCACAGUCACUCAUUCUUUCAUUCGUUCAACUCUUUUCUACACAUUUUUUCCAAGAUGUUCGCCAAGUCCUUCCUUUUGGCCGCUGCGGCCCUUGCUCAGCAGGUUGCUGCCGUCUCCGUCACCGGUACCCCCGAGGGUUUCGCCUCUGGCGUCACUGGCGGAGGCUCUGCUACUGCCGUCACCCCCACCACCAACGACGAGCUGGUCUCGUACCUCGGCGACUCGUCCGCCCGUGUCAUCGUCCUGACCAAGACCUUCGACUUCACCGAUGCGGAUGGCAGUGCCACCGAGACUGGCUGCGCUCCCUGGGGAACCGCUUCCGCCUGCCAGGUCGCCAUCAACAAGGACUCGUGGUGCGACAACUACCAGUCCAACGCCCCCUCCGUCUCCGUGACCUACAACAAGGCCGGUCUUAACCCCAUCAAGGUCGCCUCCAACAAGUCCAUCAUCGGAUCCGGCUCCAAGGGUGUCAUUGUCGGCAAGGGUUUGAGAAUCGCCGGUGCCAAGAACGUCAUCAUCCAGAACAUCAAGAUUGAGAACAUCAACCCCAAGUACGUCUGGGGUGGU
Colletotrichum phormii is the source of this 840-nucleotide messenger RNA. RefSeq lists its product as uncharacterized. Bases 212 to 520 code for a protein of 102 amino acids. The record is from RefSeq and is a predicted model, not a curated record. The transcript has a single exon. Lineage: Eukaryota; Fungi; Ascomycota; Sordariomycetes; Glomerellales; Glomerellaceae.